GAUAAACGACCCUCCUUCAUGUUCAUAUCAUCUUGCCUCAUCAGUCGCGCACUUUUCCUUAACUAUAAUUUAUUCUUUAAAUGGUUUUAAAUUGAUGCGUUCCUCGUCGCCUAGUAGUAUACAAGAACUUCAACUCAACAGACAGUUCAAUCGACACUUUUCCACUGAGAAAAUGGAGGAAGAAGCUCCUCAUCAAUGGCUGAACCUAGCACUGAUCUCUCUCUCCCUCCUCUUCCUCCUCUACAGAUUCUUCCUCCACAAAAGCACGAAUCCCAACCACCGCCUGCCACCGAGCCCUCCUUCCCUCCCUAUCAUCGGCCACCUCCACCUGGUCAAGGAGCCCCUCCACCGAACCCUACAUGAUCUCUCGCUCCAGCACGGCCCAGUCUUCUUCCUCAGGUUUGGCUCGCGCAAAACCGUAGUUGUCUCCUCGCCGCUGGCCGUCGAGGAGUGUUUCACUGGGAAGGAUGUCACCUUCGCCAACCGGCCCCACUUGCUGCCGGGCAAGCUCCUCGCCUACGACUACAGCACCAUGGGCUCAAGCCCUUACGGUGACUACUGGCGCAACCUCCGCCGUUUCACAGCUGUGGAGAUGUUCUCCGCGAGGCCCCUUGCUGAUUACUCCGCUGUCCGGCAGGAAGAGGCUCUUUCCCUGGUGAGGCAACUGUUUCGAGAUCACUGCUGUCUCGGAGACCGGAAAGAUAGGGAAUGGCUGGAGGUGGAUAUGCGGUGGAGGUUGUCAGAUCUUACCCUGAAUGUGAUGAUGCGUAUGAUCGCCGGAAAGAGCUACUUCGGGACGGACCAGGUGUCGGAGGAAGGGAGGGAGUUCAGGGAGAUCAUGAGAGAGUUCUCGCAGCUUUUCGGAAGGGCUGGGUACAUCGGGGAUUUCAUCCCAGCGUUGUGGUGGGCGGAUUUUCACGGGGUGAAGAAGAAGAUGAAGAGCGUGAUGAGGAAGGCGGACGUGUUUUUCCAGCAGCUGGUCGACGAGCACAGCGGGAAAAGGAACAAGCCGUCGGUGGCGGCGUCAGUGUCCUCAAAAGGGGUCCAGGGGACGAGAUCAUCGAGGACGACCUUCAUCGAUCGGAUGUUGGACGUCCAAGAGCAGGAUCCGGAAUUCUACACCAAUACAACAGUCAAAAGCCUCGUUCAGGCAAUGCUGGUUGGUGGAGGCGACACCACGGCCACCGCGAUAGAAUGGGCAAUGAUACUUCUCCUCAACCACUCCGAAGCAAUGCGAAGGGCUUGCGACGAAAUAGAAUCCAAAGUUGGACAUGACCGCCUCCUUGAAGAAUCCGACCUCGCUAAUCUCAGCUAUCUUCAGAACGUCGUUAGCGAGACGAUGAGGUUGUAUCCAUCAGCUCCUCUUCUUCUACCACAUGAAUCCUCGGAAGACACCACCAUCGGUAACUUCCACGUUCCGCGAGGUACGAUGCUGCUGGUAAACGCGUGGAGCCUUCACCGGGACCCCAAGCUAUGGAAGGAUGCCGAGAGUUUCAUGCCGGAGAGAUUUGACGGCGGCCAAGAGAGUAAUGAAGGGUUCAAAAUGAUUCCCUUCGGUGCGGGAAGGCGAGCAUGUCCUGGGGCUGCUCUUGGGAGGAGAGUGGUGGGGUUAGCGUUAGGAGCAUUGCUCCAGUGCUUCGAGUGGCGGAGAGUUGGCUUGGAGGAGAUCGACAUGACGGAGGGCAACGGCCUCACUGCACCGCCGGCGGAGCCUUUGCAGGCCUUGUGCAAGCCGCGUGAAAUCAUCACGCCCUUCCUGGCCAGUGGAGAUGAUCACAUUCGUGAAGAAACGAUGAAGAAAUGCUAGCUAGAGACACCAAAAACCUACAGUACGCGUAAGGUUAGGAAGCAACAUGGAACAAUAUGAAGUGGAGUAAUCUUUCUGGAUGUUUUUAUUUUACACUAGCCCUAUGAAAAUAAGUUAAAGACUACAUUCGAUUUAGCUUUCCAAGGAGUUUUGAGCUCUAAAA
Messenger RNA from Eucalyptus grandis, 1970 nucleotides. RefSeq names its product cytochrome P450 81Q32. The record is from RefSeq and is a predicted model, not a curated record. Gene Ontology annotation, molecular function: monooxygenase activity; iron ion binding; oxidoreductase activity, acting on paired donors, with incorporation or reduction of molecular oxygen. The transcript has 3 exons. The coding region runs from base 95 to 1807 and encodes 570 amino acids. Lineage: Eukaryota; Viridiplantae; Streptophyta; Magnoliopsida; Myrtales; Myrtaceae.